This is a messenger RNA of Mya arenaria, 691 nucleotides long. RefSeq lists its product as uncharacterized. Lineage: Eukaryota; Metazoa; Mollusca; Bivalvia; Myida; Myidae. Bases 99 to 461 code for a protein of 120 amino acids. The transcript is spliced from 2 exons. The record is from RefSeq and is a predicted model, not a curated record.
CUUAUGAGAUGAUCAUAAUAAUAGAUAAAUGUUUCUAUAUAAACGACUUCACGUAAGUGUUAAGACAAACACUCUCACCAGCGGUCAACGUAGCAAAGAUGAAGUCCAUGACAACUGCUUUCUUCAUGCUGGCCUUCGUCCAGACGGCUUUAUCGAGAGAAAUAAGUCGGAGUGAUGCUAUUUUUAUCGAGAUCGAAGCAGACGGUUCGAAUUCAUCUGAGUCGAUUGAGGUUGAGCCAACUCUCGGUCUGCGCUUCCCCGGGGAUUGUAAUUCCGCAAGACUGAGAAAUACUGCCACAAAUUGUGGAUUGAAUGUUUCACCCGGGGGGAAUCACUAUGACGUCCGCGACCCGCAAGACCACAACCGAGUAAUCACCCAGAUUCCCCACACUGUCAAGACAAAUGGAACAUGCAGGGCUAUCAUACGAAUUCUAAAUGCCCGCUGCGGUUUGUGGUACUAAGUUUCAAAGGCAAAUGCUGAAAAGAAAAUCUCGGUCAAUCGACAUAAUUAUAAAGUUAAAAAACUCGAGGAUUUGUUUUUAGGAAGUGAUGUAUGCACGUUGAUCAAUGCAUUACUUACAAAACACAGUUAUUUUUUUAAAUGUGUAUUGAAUGCUGUUAGUUAUCUUCUUACUGUAUUUCUUUUUCGUAUAUUUAACCAUUAAAUGUUCAAGAACUGUUAUUUUCUGUA